This is a messenger RNA of Colletotrichum destructivum, 1968 nucleotides long. RefSeq names its product Putative WD40/YVTN repeat-like-containing domain superfamily. The transcript has a single exon. The coding region runs from base 355 to 1866 and encodes 503 amino acids. The record is from RefSeq and is a predicted model, not a curated record. Gene Ontology annotation, molecular function: protein binding. NCBI's taxonomy places the organism in Eukaryota, Fungi, Ascomycota, Sordariomycetes, Glomerellales, Glomerellaceae.
UUACCCCGCCACCCCGCCAUCCAGCCUGCGAAAAAAAAUCAUUCUUCCCGAGCGCAGUCCUGCUUAUCAAGCACCCAGAAGCUCCCUCGACGAUUAAUAAAGCAUUCAACCUUGCUCUCUCUGCUUCGGCCUUCGCUUCUGCUGAUACAUAAUACGAAGCGAUACCCAGCGGUCUCUUUGCGACGUCAUACAAACGAACCGAAACAUCUCGGACGAAGGACAACCCCAGCAGGCGCAUCACCCGAAGAAGUGCGAAACCACCUGCGCAAAAGACGACUCGGAGGAGAAACAAAGACGAUCAGAAUCAAAGACAUUAAAAAAAGUACCUACAUAAACCCAUAGACAACAGUCGAAAUGUCCGCCUCCAAGGACAACAACGCCAACAUCCCCCACGAUGACGGCCAUGAGUCGGAGCCGGAGAUGCUCGAGGCCGACGAGGUCGGCGAGGAGGUGAACGUCGACGACGAGGACAUGCCGAUGGACUCGGACGACGAAAACGACGGCAACGAGGAGAUCAACCUCCAGAACGACUCGAUCGCCUACUUCGACCUCCACAAGGACUCCGUCUUCGCCAUCGCCCAGCACCCCAUCCAUCCGACCCUGAUUGCCACCGGCGGCUCUGAGGGCGACACCGACGACGCCCCAGGCAAGGGCUACCUCUUGUCCACCGCCACCGCCGCCUCGCGCCCCGUCCUGCCCGCCUCCUACUCGGGCGACAACUCGCAGCAGCAGAGCACCGGCCUCGAGAGCAUCUACGCCAUCGAUGGCCACACCGACUCGAUCAAUGCCAUCGCCUUCACCCAGCCGCACGGCGACUUCCUCGUCACCGGCGGCAUGGACGGCCGCCUGCGCGUCCACGCCAUGCGCGUCAACUCUCCGACCGCCGAGGCCGCCUCCGUGCAGAUCAAGUUCAUCGCCGAGGCCCAGGAGGUGCCCGAGAUCAACUGGAUCGCCCCCUGCCCCUCGCCGCGCUACCCCAACACCAUCGCCCUCGGCGCCAGCGACAACUCGGUCUGGGUCUACACCAUCGACGUCGCCAACGCGCCGGGAGGCAACCCGGCCAACGCCCUGCAGCUUGUCCAGACCUACUGGCUGCACCAGGCGCCCGUCACCGCCGGCGCCUGGACGCCCGACGGCAACCUGCUGUGCACCGUCGCCGAGGACUCGAGCCUGUACGUGUGGGACGUCUGGGGCGAGGCGGCGGCCAAGGGCCUCGUCGACAGCAACGGCCAGACGACGGUGGCCCUGACGGGCGACGACCAGCGCUUCGAGGUCGAGGGCGGACUGUACAGCGUCGCCGUCGACCCCAAGGGCGCCCUCGUCGCCGUCGGCGGCGCGGGCGGCGCGAUCCGCAUCGUCAGCCUGCCGAGGCUCGCGAGCAGCGCGCAGCCGGGCCGGGGCGGCAAGAGCAAGACGGGCGCGGACGUGGCGGCGGGCGGGCAGAUCCUCGCGGCGCUGCAGACGGCGGCGGACAGCAUCGAGACGCUGAGCUUCACGACGGCGAUGGGCGGCGGUCCGGGCCAGGUGUCGACGCUGCUGGCGGCCGGGUCCGUGGACGGGAGCGUGACCGUGUUCGACGCGGGCCGGCGCUUCGCCGUGCGGAGGAGUCUUCCCGGCGCGCACGAGGAGUUCAGCGUCGUCAAGGUCGAGUUCGUCCGGGACACGUGGCUGCUGACGACGUGCGGCAUGGACGGCGUCGUGAGGCGGUGGGACCUGCGCGCGCAGGACGCCGGCCUGGUGAAGGAGUGGAGGGGACACCGCGGCGACGGCGAGGGCGGCGGCGUGCUGGGUUUCGUGCAGGGCGAGACAGGGGAGAGGGUCGUCACCGCGGGCGACGACGGUGUCGUCUUGGUCUUUGAGGCAUGAGAGAGGGGAGGGAGAGUGUGUGUGUGUCUGUCUGGUUUUGGGAUGAUGUUUGCUUGCGUUUUCCUUGAUAUGAUGAUGAAGGCGGGAUAGAUAAAAAAAGAA